GUAUGAAAUAAUGAAAUCCUGCUGGGAGACAUUUCACCAACGGCUCGUGAUUCAGAAAGUGGCAGCUCUUUUGAAACAUCUACAUGAAAGUAGAAAUGUAUCAUCUAAUUCAGUGGCAUUUGAAGAUCAGUGGUACACCUUACAGCCCAUUCUUAAAUAUGAUAACAUAUCUUCACACAAUAGCCCAUUUAAAAUAUGCAUGCAGUUUGAAAGUGAUUUCACUGUGGAUCAUUCAUCACAAGAAAUACCUCCUUCACAGGGUUCCUUUUCUACUGCACAUGAAGUUGAAAUUGAGCCAAAGACCCACAUUUCUCCAAGCUUGAAGAACCUGAGAGGAAGUAUUGAAGAUCUGAGCUUAUUGGAAGAAACAAAUUGCCAGAGCUCAGAAGGUUUAGAAUAUUCACCUACAAAAAUUAAACACUUGGAACCCCCUGAGAAAAGUUCAGAACAAGGUAUUACUGAUCAACAGAUUACUGAUGCAAUUAAGAACCUAGACACUAUACUUGUGAAUGAAGUCUUGUCAUCGUCAGCAGAAACUUCUAAGAGGACAUCUCCUGACAGAAGUCGACAAGAAAUUCUCGAAGCUUUGGGUAAGAUUCCAGUCACCUUAGAGACGCCAGAUAAAGAAUCACCACUUAAUAGUCUUGAUUUUGAAAAAGAUACCUGUCAUACAAAAGUAAACAGUUUGUUGUUGGAAGGCCAAAAAAUAAUGACAGAUCUUUUCAAGCUUAGAGUAAUUGAAAGUGAAACCAAUAGUGAAUCGGACAGUCUUCCUUUUCAGUUUGUUCAAGAAAACAAUUCUUUGUUGAAAUCCAGAGAGGCUAAGAAUAAAAGUAAUUUAGCUUGUGUGUAUGAAGAAGCACAACAGUUAGACAUUACAAAAUGUUUAUCAUCAGGUUUAAGAUCUGAUGAUAUUUGUAUUUUAUCACACAAUAAAGAACAUCAAGGUGAUUCUCAAAUACCAGAAGCUCUUUCUAAGGAAGAAGAAUACCAAGGUGUUUCUCAAAUACCAGAAGCUCUUUCUAAGGAAGAAGAAAACCAAGGUGUUUCUCAAAUACCAGAAGCUCUUUCUAAGGAAGAAGAAUACCAAGGUGUUUCUCAAAUACUGGCAACUCUUUCUAUGGAAGAAGAAUACCAAGGUGUUUCUCAAAUACCAGAAGCUCUUUCUAAGGAAGAAGAAAGGAAGGAAGAAGAACACCAAGGUGAUUCUCAAAUAACAGAAGUUUUCUCGAAGGAAAAAGAAGAAUACCAAGGUGAUUCUCAAAUACCAGAAGUUCUUUCGAAGGAAGAAGAAUACCAAGGUGAUUCUCAAAUACCAGAAGUUCUCUUGAAGGAAGAAGAAUACCAAGGUGAUUCUCAAAUACCAGAAGUUCUCUCGAAGGAAGAAGAACACCAAGGUGAUUCUCAAAUACCAGAAGUUCUCUCGAAGGAAGAAGAACACCAAGGUGAUUCUCAAAUACUGGCAACUCUUUCGAAGGAAGAAGAAUACCAAGGUGAUUCUCAAAUACCAGCUGCUUUUACCUUUCCACAAGUGAGGGAAAUCCCUCUGUCUAAUCAGACAAAGAUCAAUUUUAGUGAGCUAAAUGAAGAGGCUGUUUGCUUCAUUCAUAUAGAAGGUCGUCAGCUAGUUUCAAGAAACCAAUGUCUUGGAGACAUCAGUGACCUCCAUAAGAAAACAUCAGUUAUUGAAGAUCCAUCAUCUGCAACAGAUAAAGCCAAUGUUGAAUAUACAUUGGAAAGAAAGCAGUCUUCAUCACCAACCUUAAAAAGUACAAAUGUUCUCUCUGGAAAUGAUGACAAUGAAGAAGGACUGAUAUCAGUAACAGGAGUAAGUACUUAUUAUGACACUUGUAGUUGUGCUUCUCAGACUCUAACGUACCCUGUUUUUUUUCCUUCUGUCUCUAGCUCCCUCAGACCUUCUGUUACUGUAAUUGAUCCAACUGGUGGUAGUGUUGCAUGUCCAACUUCUGCUAUAGCAAAGACUAAUAACCUAGACUGUUUAUCCCAAAUUAACCAAGACCAGAGGUUUUCAUUCACCCCCAAAGACUCUGAUCUAACCUCCUCUUGUGCUGAAGUCAGCUCUCACUUUGAUUCACCUUCUAAUACAGAGUGCUUAUAUAAUGACACUAAUUCUAUACAUGUGCUGAAUUCCAGAUUGACCAUCAGUGAUUCAAGAGGGUAUCCAGAUGGAACUGACAGUAAUUCAAGUUCUUGUUACAAUAAAGCGGAAAAGGUACCUUGUGAUGAUUUACCAGAUGUUAUUGGUGCUAAUACUGUAUUUAUAGAUAGCAAUGUUGAAGCUACUAACAAUUCCGUUCAUCUUGAUCCUUUGAUUAUAAAUCAGAGUGAUCUAAAUGUUUGUGAUGUAUCAGCCCCAAAUAAUGUAUAUGAAGAUAUUCAGACUAUUGAUGAAGAAAUUUUGGAGUGUUAUAUACGUGAUGAUAUGGUUGAUGAUAAUGAGACAUGUAUAUCUCAACUGAAAGAGGAUAGAAAUCUAGAUAACCAAGAAACCAUGAUGGCUGAAACUGAAAAUAUUGUACCUAAUCCUGCACUAAUCGAACUUGCUUUGAAUAGAAAUGAAUAUCUUUCAGGUUUCCAAAGCCCAGUUUCAGAAGAUAGUAAAAAUACCAACUCGUGCUCUGAUAACAUUGAAUCUAAAAAUAUAUAUAAUCCACAUAAAAAAGACUGGAACAUUCUCUGUGUCAACAGUUCUCCUAGUGAUUAUUUUCAGUCCCAGACCGAGGGGAGUGGUUCCCCUUGUAAGUAUGUCCAAUACCAAGCUGAGGGGAGUAGUUCCUCUAGUGAGUAUAUUGUAUCCCAAGCUAACGAAAAUUGCUUCCUUAGUUAUUUCACUCAGUCCCAAGCUGAGGGGAGUGGUUCCCCUAGUAAGUGUGACCAAUACCAAGCUGAGGGGAGUAGUUCCCGUUGUAAGUAUUUUCCAUCGGAGGCGAAUCAACCUCUUGUAAGCAACAAGGAAUUUAAAAUCUCUAAUUUUGAUAUUACUGAUUAUCUUACUUGUACUUUAUCAUCAAAUAAUUCAUCACAGAACGUAACCACAGACAAUGAUGUUAAGAACAACCAACAGUCUUCAGUGCAUGAUAUGUAUGACGUACACUUUAUGAAUAAAUCAGAUCAUAACAAAACUGAAGAUAAUCAGUUUGAGCUGGAAUUAUCUUCAGAACAAAACAUUUCUAAUACUGAUAAAAAUUUAGCUGCAUCAUUAGAUGAUAUUGAAGUGCAACUUCUUACAUGUCCAGUUGAUGAUGUCGUGAAGAACAGCAGAGAUUUAUUGCCUUCACCUACUGGCUUCAUCACACUUACAAAACUUGUUGAAGAUGCUAAUAACCUGGAUAACACAAAGACAUCUUUUGAAGUUUUACAGCCUGUAAAACUCAUAGAGCUAGAAGCAAAAGGAAAUAUCAAAGAAAGUGGACAUCAUAAAGUUCUUGUGAACCAAACAUCACCUAUAAUUAUAAAUAAUGACCAGGAUGAAGUAAGGAGGUUUGAAACAUCGGGUGAUGAACAUCUGAGCAACCUUACUUCUGCAUCAUUGAAGGACUCAACUCAUACUUAUGGCCCUGAAACUGAGAGUCAGAGCAAAGAAAUAGCUGUUGUCACUUCACAUGAAAAAACAUCUUUAAACAAAGACAAAAACACACUUGUUAUUGUGAAUAAAACUGACUGUAGUAAUGAUGGUGUUGACACUUUAGUUGAAAAUAAAAUCUUAAACAAAGAUGAAAAUGUAGAGACCCAAGACUCUAAACUUAAAGCUUUUGAAAAUGAUUUUUACAACCCUUUCCUUAAUAAGAGUAUAUGCAUGUUGCAACAAGAAAGUUUCAAACAUUCCUCACAUCUUGUUGUCAACGUUGAAAGAGAACAAGGAUUAGCUGUGCUACUUCCAUCUGAUAAUCAUUGCAUAAACUAUAAUGAAGAUAAUGAUGGUGGUUAUUCUUUGGGUGAUGACGACGAAGGUAGUGUUACAAUGGAAGAUCUUGAAACUGGGGAGAAACAAGUGAUUUUAAAUUCAGCAUCCAAAAUAGAAGUGUUGGAGGAUGAAGAGGUUUUGAUUAUUGAUACAACAACAAACGAGGCAAUUCUUGUUGAAUCAAUAGCUCCCACAAAAAAUUCUGAAUUUUUAAAAACUCCUGUAAUUCCAGAACAGGAAGAUGAAACAGAGGGGAGGUCUAGUCAACUGUCUAAUACCCCAGUAGAGGAACCAGUUCUUGGAAUAGAAGGGCAGUCCCCAUCAAAGAGCAUAGAUGAAAUUAAUUCUGUACAGAGUGAUUUAGAAAGCACGGAUUUGGAUUUCAGUGGUGAAGUUUUAUCAGACACUGAGCCUCAUUCAGUGUCUGAUGUUUUAUCAGACAGUGGAGAAGUUAGCCUUAAGUACUUUCCAGAAGAUGAUGACACUGACAUACUCAAAAGUUUGGGUGAAAAUGAGUUUGUUUCUAAGACUGAAAACAGAAGUAUACUACCAGUUGCUUCUAAUGAUAGGGGCAACAAAGACAAUAAAGUAGAACUACUGUGUACACUAGAUGAACAUUGGAAGCCUGCAGUUCACGCCGCACACAUGGGAAUAUUAAGAAAGAAUGCAGAAUUUUCAAGUUCCUUGUGUUCCAACAUUGAAUAUGAUAAGCAAUUUAAUAUUGACAAAGAUAUUCUUUUGACAGAGAAUCAAGAGGAUGUUCCUUCUGAAAAUCAUAAAACCAAAAGUACCUUUCUUCCAGUAACAACUGGACAGGAACCAAGAAGCUUGCCACAUGUCUCCUCGAUCAGUCAGGAUGGUAUUAAGAUAUAUGAUUCUUUUAGCUCUCUGAGAAGAGAGAAUAGAAGUCUUUUAGAACCACACAAUUCCUUUCAACCUCUAUUACCAUAUGAAAACAAAGAAAACCAUGUCAAAAUACCCAAUUCUCUUUACUCUCCAGCCAUAGAUCAAAAUGAUAGAAAAGACUCAACGUUUACAUCUAACUUUGUCUACACCUCAGUAGAAGAUGAAAGAAAUAUCCUGGAAAUUCCCAAAUCCCUUAAUAUCCCAGUAUCGGGUGGAGAGGAAAGAAGUUUUCUAGAAUCACCCAACUCUCGGUGUUCCAUAAUACUUGAUGAAGCUAGAGGAAGAAACUUUGAAGAAACAUCAAGCUUUGUUAAUCAGAGAACUGAAACCUCUAGUCGAGAAAUGUACACACCAGAUUUUGACAGUGAUGGUGAAGACUCUGUAAAAAUUGGGUCUCCAUGUAGUUCAACGUCUGGCUCAUUUGAAUGUCUGAAUCUAAAUGGUUUUGGGUUAUCAUCAAACCUGCUUGCUGUUCAAGAAGAACCAAUAGAGGGUGCCACACUAUGGGUCUCUGAGGAUGUGCACAGCAGCUACUCCAAACAUAGUGUCACCAAGAAAUCUGUUUGUUCUCAAGGGCAACAUUACCCCCAAGAACCCAAGAGUAGAGAUAUCUCAUGGGAAACUGGUGUUUUACAGGGACUUAAAAAUAGACCUUUAUCACCAAAAAAUUUAAAUUACCAAAAUUCCAAAGAAAGAACUGAACAAGAAAACAGUUACUCCUUUGAAGAUGAGAAGAAUACAUUAGUACAAACUGUGAACUCCGGAGAAGAGGUUUCUAACAGCCAUUUGCGAGAGAAUGUUUUCCUGUCUGUAAAGACUAUUGUCCUGCAUAAUGACCACAAUGCUGGAAAGUGUGAUUGCACAUCUGGAAUGUUAGAAGAUUACACGUAUAUAAAAGGAAGAACACAAGUUGGUUCAGAAGUUUCCACUGUGAUGAAAUAUAUCAUUGACAUUUUUGAAACAGAAUCUCAGAUAGCAGAUAUGGGUAAUGAGGAAAUUCCUGAAGAUGUGAUUGAUGUGCAGAAUCCAGAUGAGGAUGAUGAAGAUCUGUCUCUUCAAUAUAAGCCUUUAAAUGUUUCACUGAGUGACGAACUUAAUGGAGUAAUUACCCUGAAGAGUGCUGAAGAAGGUACUGAUGUAAGCUGUGUACAAGGAGAAGGAAACAUGCAAGGAAUCAUGAAAAUGGACUUAGAGAGUAAAAGCUGUGACCAACUAGAUGGGUAUUGUUUCGAUGGAUCAGGAGUUGCAGAAGUUAUUUCAUCAAACAACCAUUUCAAGACAGUCACUGUAACAGAUAGUGAAGAGCCUUUUAGUCUCAUGUUUCUUGAUGAGAAGUGGGAAACAGAAGAUACCAGUGAAAGUAAAACUAAAUCUUCUUGGAAUAUGUCUUAUGAUAGAGAAACCCAAGACAAUUUACUUCAAGUAUUGAUAUCUCGAGAUGGACAUAGAUCUAGUUUUGAAACCAAUUUACCUCAAGAUGUUGAACCUUCUCACUCACUUGAGGGAUUACCUGAGUUAACAACUGACCCUGUAUCAACCCCACACUCUAGAUCUUUCAAAGCCUUUACCAUAACCAGGAACUCAGAAGUUUCCAAUAAUGGUUAUGUAGAGAUCUCAGAAGACACUGGGAAAACAAAGGACACACUUGAAGCUAGAAAUGAAAGCAUAGGUUCCAAAUGUAUAGAAGACAACUUACUAGAUGUAGAUGAAAAUAUAGAAUCUCAAAUUGUAAAAAACAAAGAUGAAAGAGAAGAACUUAAACAUACAAGACCACAUGAAAUAGAUGAAAGAGAAGAACUUAAAUGUACAAGGCCACAUGAAAUAGAUGAAAGAGAAGAACUUAAACAUACAAGACCACAUGUUUUCUUUCAUCUAUUUCAUGUGGCCUUGUACGUUUAA
Molecule: messenger RNA, 6730 nt
Organism: Limulus polyphemus (Atlantic horseshoe crab)
Lineage: Eukaryota; Metazoa; Arthropoda; Merostomata; Xiphosura; Limulidae
Exons: 5
Source: RefSeq, a predicted model, not a curated record